CGCGCUCAGUUGCAAUGGCGAUUCGGCAUUCGCGGUCGCCAGGCUGCUUCUAUUGAGAUCAGGAGAUCAGGGAAGUGCUAGUUCCGUCCUAGUAGAGCAUGGGUUCCUGGGUGUGGUGGGUUUCGCUGUGGGUGGCGGCGUACGCUCGCGAGCUGGACCCGGCGGGCUGCGCGGCGCGGUUCGACGUCCAGAGAGACAAGAUCAUCCGCACGGAAGAAUCGCGCAGUAUGGGCGCCCGGUACCUCUCCGAACUCGACGUGGGCUCCCGCCACGAGUGUCUCCGCCUCUGCUGCGAGACCGACUCCUGUGAUGUCUUCGUGUUCGAGGAAAAGAGUCCUGGGAGCUGCUACCUGUUUAACUGCGGGCCGCCGGAGGACUUCCGCUGCAAGUUCACGGCGCACGGCAACUUCAGCAGCGGCGUGCUGGCGCUAAGCCGCCGUCUGGCCGAGCUGCAGGACCAGGAGCGCCUGGUGCAUCAUGAGCAGGAGCUCGCUAGCCUUCGGAGUCACACUACCACGACGGUGGCGACCACUGUGACGACCACUCGCAGCACGGAGCGGCCGCCGCGCCCGGAGCCGCCCGCGCCACCGCCACAGCCACAGCAGCAGACAAGUCGGUGCAGCCGCUACCAAUUCGAGUGUCGUCACGGCGGCGAGUGCAUCGCGGUGUACAACGCGUGCGACGGCGUGCCGCAGUGCGCUGACGGCAGCGACGAGGCACCCGAGCUGGGCUGCCCCGCGCCGCCGACGCACCCGCCGCCGCAAGCGCCACACACGCAGCCGACGCAGCCACCGCCACCGCCAGUUGUGCAGCCACAGAUGCAGGUUGCUGUUCAGGAGAGCGGCGAGGAGGCGGCUUCGGAGCUCUGGCCGCACAGACUGACGCAGGCGCAGCCGCCAUACCGCUAUAACGCUGGAAACAACGGUGGUGUAAGCGGCUCACAUAUCUUCAGCCACACUGGGGGUCUGGUGCAGGAGAGCGCCUUCGAACCCCCCUCUCCCAACGGCCCCUGGCCUCAUCGCUCGUGGCAGCAAGCGCACGUGCCACAAGCAGCAGCUAAUGACGGCAUGGAUGACCGCGUGUGGGAUAAUUACGGUCGCGGACGCAUGGAGUGGCCUGAGGUGGAGUCACGCCGGGCCUGGCCUGUUCCCCAGCCGAGACCUGAACCGGAUAUGCCGCUCUACAUGCCACCAAAAGCGAUGCCCGAACUGCCGAUGGUCUACUCGAGUCAGCAACAAACUCUAAGGGACAGCCCCAAGAAGGGCUUCGAACUGGCGCCCAAGAGUCAGCACAUUGAGUACGCCACUGAGCCGCCCCGGCCCGCGACCCCAGCACCGCCGCAGAACAUACAACCUCCAGAAGUGCACAAACCCGUGCCCAUAGAAAACGCUACUAAGAAAAAAGUUUUGAAAGAAAUCAUGGCCGAUACCAACAAGGUGUCGCGGCCGGCCGAGCCGCCCCGAGCGGAGGCGAAGGUUCACGAGCACUUCACGGACGAGCACGACGGACUCAGCGAGCACUCGCCCGCUGCUGUGCUGCUACUAGUACUAGGUACUCUGAUGACAGCCGCGUUGGGCGGGCUACUAGCGUGCCGAGCCCGCGCCUCGCGCCGCCGCCGCGGCCGCCCGCGUCUCGCCAUGGACUCCGACUACCUCGUCAACGGCAUGUACCUGUGAGCCUAGUGCCUGACACUCUAGUACCCGUAUAGUGCCACUUAUGAGAAAAAGAUGUCGAAGGCAACGGCUGGUUUUCUGGAGUUUUUCCCAAAAUCCAGAAAAAGUUUGUACUAAUAUCAAUACAAUUGCCAGCCAGUAUAAAGCCGCGUUUCCACUGACGCGAGGCUGGGCGGAGAGGAGCUUAGCGGUACCCGAAUUGACCAAUCACUAUGCUCGAAAUCUCCGCUCCGCUUCAAUGGAAACAGCACGAGCGGGGUG
This is a messenger RNA of Aricia agestis (brown argus), 1934 nucleotides long. Its product is annotated as formin-like protein 7. The transcript is spliced from 10 exons. Gene Ontology annotation, molecular function: protein binding. Lineage: Eukaryota; Metazoa; Arthropoda; Insecta; Lepidoptera; Lycaenidae. Bases 99 to 1676 code for a protein of 525 amino acids. The record is from RefSeq and is a predicted model, not a curated record.